Molecule: messenger RNA, 962 nt
Organism: Mangifera indica (mango)
Lineage: Eukaryota; Viridiplantae; Streptophyta; Magnoliopsida; Sapindales; Anacardiaceae
Exons: 1
Coding region: 141-830 (229 amino acids)
Source: RefSeq, a predicted model, not a curated record
CAUUCACUUACUUUCACAAUUCCAUCACCUCUUUUUGUACUCCCUUCCCACACCUUAAAUUUCCCCUCAAAAGUGUCCCCAAAUCUACGCCACCAAAACCAACCCUGAGGAGAUCAUUCUUGAACAUAACAAAUUACCAAAUGAACAAACGACACAAACAAACAACCCCGUCAGGCUUCAAACUCAAAUCAUUUUCACGGCCUCCAACAUAUUCCAUCUCAUCAUCUCCUUCAACUAUGAAGACACUAUACCGCAAAGGCACAGUUCAUCCUUCUCCACCAAUAAUAUCCGGCCAACUGUCCUUUCUUCCCGCCACAAUCCUCACCCUCACGGCGACGCUGUCUCCUCAAGAUAUAGAGGUUUUAGCUUAUCUCAUCUCUUAUCAGAGAAAAAACAACACCACCCAGAAGACUGCCAGAGAUGCUCCACUCACUAAAAGUAAAAGUAAUAGUAACGAUCAUCCUCCCCUUUUCAGCUGUGAUUGUUUUAGAUGUUAUAUGAGUUACUGGGUCUGGUGGGACGCCUCGCCUAAUCGCCAACUCAUACACGAGAUCAUCGACGCUUUUGAAGACGAGCUGCUGCGUAAUAACAAGAAGGUGAUCAAGAGCAACAAGAAGGAUAAGAAAAAGAAAGGCGGCGGAUGUAAGUAUAAGUAUAACAACGAUAACUCGUGUGAGUUGCAGCGUCAGUUGAGUAGUUUGGGAAAGGAGCAGUCAGCUGAGUCAGAAUCUUUAGAUGGUGCAAAGGGUUUCGACCAUGAAGAUAAUAGAUGUUUAGUGAAGAGUUUCCUUCGCUUUAUUGGCGAAAAAAUUUGGGGUGUUCGGGGAUAAGUAGGAAAAAGUUGCUUUCUUUUGAAGCAUAGAUCAGUGUCUCAAAAUCAACCCAUCAAUGGUGAUGUUUCCAUCUUAAUUUCUUCUCAUAUUUUGUGCAUAUGAUUAUGAUAAGCGCUUUCAUUACAAUUU